Messenger RNA from Mastomys coucha (southern multimammate mouse), 1774 nucleotides. Its product is annotated as vomeronasal type-2 receptor 116-like. Bases 104 to 1774 code for a protein of 556 amino acids. Gene Ontology annotation, biological process: G protein-coupled receptor signaling pathway. The record is from RefSeq and is a predicted model, not a curated record. The transcript has 4 exons. Gene Ontology annotation, molecular function: G protein-coupled receptor activity. Lineage: Eukaryota; Metazoa; Chordata; Mammalia; Rodentia; Muridae. Gene Ontology annotation, cellular component: membrane.
GUUCUUGUCUCAAUCCAAUCUCACAACAAAAGCUAUUUGUUCCCAUCUUUAGAGGAGAGAUGCAGAAACUUCUAGCAUAGCAUAGUGCUUCUACUGAGUAUAAAUGAUCAUGUAUAGACACCUGUCCAUAAUGAACACUGUACUCUUUUACAGAAAAACAACUAAAAACCACAAAUAUGCUUUAGCAUUAGCGUAUUCAGUGGAUGAAAUCAACAGGAAUCCUGAUCUUUUACCAAAUAUGUCUUUGAUUAUAAAGUACACUUCGGGCCAUUGUGAUGGAAAAACUGCAAUACCUAUACCCGAUUUAUUUCAUAAAAGAAAAACAGCAAGACACAUCCCUAAUUAUUUCUGUAAUGAAGAGAGUAUGUGUCCGUUUCUGCUUACAGGACCCAACUGGGAGGUAUCUUUAAGUUUCUGGAACUACCUGGACAACUUCUUAUCUCCACGUGUGAGUUAUCAUAGCUCAGGAAUUCUUAAUAUCAUGUCUCUUUGGGGAAUUUUGAUAGAUAUUAAGAAAGUAAACUCCUUUCUGAGAAAGACCCACUUCACUAAUCCUCUUGGAGACAAAGUGAUUAUUAAACAGAGAGUAACAGUGCAGGAAGAAUAUGACAUUUUUCAUUUUGGAAAUCUUUCACAGCACCUUGGGAUUAAAGUGAAGUUAGGAAAGUUCAGCCCAUAUUUUCCAAAUGGUGCACACUUUCACUUAUAUGUAGACACGAUUGAAUUGUCCAUAGGACGUAUGAAGAUGCCAUCCUCUGUGUGCAGUGCAGAUUGUAGUCCUGGAUUCAGAAGAUUCUGGAAGGAGGGAAUGGCAGCCUGCUGUUUUGUUUGCAGCCCCUGCCCUGAAAAUGAAAUUUCUAAUGGGACAAAUAUGGAUCAAUGUGUGAAUUGUCCAGAAUACCAGUAUGCCAACAUAGAACAGAACAAAUGUAUUCAGAAAGAUGUCACCUUUCUAAGCUAUGAAGACCCCUUGGGGAUGGCUCUUGCCUUAACGGCCUUCUGUUUCUCUGCGUUCACAGCUAUGGUAUUUUGGGUCUUUGUGAAGCAUCAUGACACUCCUAUUGUGAAGGCCAAUAACAGAAUGCUCAGCUAUCUAUUACUUGUGUCACUCAUGUUCUGUUUUCUGUGCUCCUUUUUCUUCAUUGGCCAUCCUAACAGAGCCACCUGCAUCUUACAACAAAUCACAUUUGGAAUUGUAUUCACUGUGGCUGUUUCCACAGUCCUGGCCAAAACGGUCACUGUGGUUCUGGCAUUUAAAGUCACAGAUCCAGGAAAAAGAUUGAGAAAGUUCCUUGUAUCAGGGACACCCAACUAUAUCAUUCCCAUAUGUUCCCUAUUCCAAUGUAUUCUGUGUGCAAUCUGGCUAGCAGUUUCUCCUCCCUUUGUUGAUUUUGAUGAACACUCUCAGUAUGGCCACAUCAUCAUUGUGUGCAACAAGGGCUCAGUUACUGCAUUCUACUGUGUCCUGGGAUACUUGGCCUGCUUGGCCCUUGGAAGUUUUACUGUGGCUUUCUUGGCAAAGAAUCUGCCUGACACAUUCAAUGAAGCCAAGUUCUUGACCUUCAGCAUGCUAGUGUUCUGCAGUGUCUGGGUCACAUUCCUACCUGUCUAUCAUAGUGCCAAGGGCAAGGUCAUGGUUGCUGUGGAGAUCUUCUCCAUCUUGGCAUCCAGUGCAGGGAUGCUUGGAUGCAUCUUUGCACCCAAGAUCUACAUCAUUUUAAUGAGACCAGAGAGAAAUUCUAUCCAAAAGAUCAAGGAAAAAUCACAUUUCUGA